AGUCAACAACAUUGAUAAAUUCAAGAUUUGUUAUAGAUAAGACUUGUUAGAAACUAUAUAAAUACCAUAACAUUCGGAUAACCAUAUUGUUCUCACUGAAGCUGAUAAAAGUGAUAAACGCGGGUCAAGAUGUUGGUUAUAUCGAAGUUGCUGUGUGCAUUUUUACCCUUCUUUUCCUAUUGUACUGAAAAUGUGGUUGGGAAGGAUAUUUCGAAGUUCAUAAACUGUGGCCCUAAUACCAUCAAUACAAUAUCGCUAUCCCCCUGUGAGGUGGAACCAUGCGUUUUCCACAAAGGCUACAACGUGACGGUCUCCAUCGACUUCAAUACAGAUUCUCCGCUGGUUUCUGCGGUGAAGACGAAGGUUUACGGUCAGGUGGCGGGCAUAUUUGUUCCGUACAGUCUGCCGAACACGGAUGGCUGUGUGAGCUGUAACCUGACGUGCCCCCUCACCAGCGGCGCACACACAUACGUUAACGUAUUUCCCGUGUUGGCGAUCUACCCGGAUAUCAAGCUCGUGGUGAAAUGGGAGCUCGUGGACCAGGAUGGAAACCUUUUGGUGUGUUUCGAAUUUCCCAUGUCCAUCGUGGGAUAACAAGAGACUGGUCAUAUUACAUACACCUUACAUAAUGGACUGAGUUGAUGCCAAGUUAAACCAGGGGCCGCAUUAAAAAAACAUCUUUAAGUCAUUUCCUAACUUAAGUGGAUUUAAAAAAAAAAAUCAUAGUCAAAUUAAAAUAAAUUAUAAAUGUUUUUAAUUAUAAAGUGGUUUUUUUUUUCAAAAUUGUCAUUAAAAAUAAUGAAUGUCAGUUAUUAUUAAGUUUUUUUAUCAUAUGACCAAUAAAAUUAGGAAAGUGACGGAAGUCAAGGAAAUUGACUUUCAAUAUGCUUUUUGAUUAUCAGUCCAGCUGUACAGAACUACAGUUAUAUCCGAAAAUUGACCAGAAAAGCUGCUUUAGCAUGUAUAAUGAAUUAUAGUAUUUCUGAAGUAUAAGUUUUAGCUUAAGACAAAAAAAAACACACUAACAAGUAGGAUUUUUUAAUAAAAAUAAAUAGAAAUAUACUUUUCCAUGUUUUCAUAUUCUUCGUUAUUUUUCAGAACAUUAAGAUAAUGAUUACAAUCGAAUAUUUUUUCCGUUAAAUAUACUAUUGAAUUGCCUUUUCAUACAAGUUCGUUCUUUUUGAAGUACUUGUUGAUGAUAUCUAUUGCCUUUUUAUAUUGUCGUUAAAUAUGAGACAAAAUGACGCAAGUAUCAAUGCAUUGUGUGAACCGAACACUUGUUAUCUAAGAACAAACAGUUUAAAGCUGCCCAUGUUUUAUGGCUAAAAGCUUUACUUACAAUUUAAGAAAAAUGGGAUUUUCGGCACUUUACCAACCAAAUAUGAAUUGUUCUGUUGGGAGUUAUACGAGCUGAUUCUUAUACGAGCAGAUAAGCUGAUUCUUAUACGAGCUGAUUCUUAUAUGAGCAGAUAAGCUGAUUCUUAUACGAGCUGAUUCUUAUACGAGCUGAUUCUUAUACGAGCUGAUAAGCUGAUUCUUAUACGAGCUGAUUCUUAUACGAGCUGAUUCUUAUACGAGCUGAUAAGCUGAUUCUUAUACGAGCUGAUUCUUAUACGAGCUGAUUCUUAUACGAGCUGAUAAGCUGAUUCUUAUACGAGCUGAUUCUUAUAUGAGCUGAUUCUUAUAUGAGCUGAUAAGCUGAUUCUUAUACGAGCUGAUUCUUAUACGAGCUGAUAAGCUGAUUCUUAUACGAGCUGAUUCUUAUACGAGCUGAUUCUUAUACGAGCUGAUAAGCUGAUUCUUAUACGAGCUGAUUCUUAUACGAGCUGAUAAGCUGAUUCUUAUACGAGCUGAUUCUUAUACGAGCUGAUUCUUAUAUGAGCUGAUUCUUAUACGAGCUGAUUCUUAUACGAGCAGAUAAGCUGAUUCUUAUACGAGCUGAUUCUUAUACGAGCUGAUUCUUAUAUCAGCUGAUUCGGAGACAAAAAAAAAUAAAAAGGUCAAAACUGACAGUUUGUGAGAGUGCAGCUUUAAAAGUACAAGGUCACUUUCGAAAACAUUUUGCAACAUUCUAUCUAAAAUAUCUCUGACUAAGUCAGUUGUCCGAGGUUAUCAAGUUAGUGUUAAAUGUAAAAUCAUGAAUAUAGUGAAUGGUACACAUAAUAUGAACAGUGAUACUUUCGCAAUGGUUUAUUAG
This is a messenger RNA of Mya arenaria, 2197 nucleotides long. RefSeq names its product NPC intracellular cholesterol transporter 2-like. The coding region runs from base 130 to 594 and encodes 154 amino acids. NCBI's taxonomy places the organism in Eukaryota, Metazoa, Mollusca, Bivalvia, Myida, Myidae. Gene Ontology annotation, biological process: intracellular cholesterol transport. The transcript has 4 exons. The record is from RefSeq and is a predicted model, not a curated record. Gene Ontology annotation, molecular function: sterol binding.